Molecule: messenger RNA, 1903 nt
Organism: Anguilla anguilla (European eel)
Lineage: Eukaryota; Metazoa; Chordata; Actinopteri; Anguilliformes; Anguillidae
Gene: clk4b
Product: CDC-like kinase 4b
Exons: 13
Coding region: 155-1642 (495 amino acids)
Biological process (GO): protein phosphorylation; regulation of RNA splicing
Cellular component (GO): nucleus
Molecular function (GO): protein tyrosine kinase activity; ATP binding
Source: RefSeq, a predicted model, not a curated record
UUAGAAGGUUCUCGACGAACAGCGCCAUUUUGCGCUUGACUCGGAUAGGAGUGGUUUCGGAAAGAGCGACGUAGUCGUAUUCAUUUCAGUUUCGCAUUGCCAUCGUUCGAAAAACAGUAGACUGUUGUAUACCAGGGAGCUUAUUUCGUUUCAGAUGCGUCAGUCCAGCCGAAUGCGUUCCCCGGGCAGAUGGCUCGCCGAGAACAGCUUGGAGGAGAAGCUGGAGACCCGGAAACGACGGAAGAGAGACUCGCAUAGCAGCGAGAGAGAGAACAAAUACCAGAAACGGCACCACCACAGAACACGCGAAGGGCACUGCCUGGAGCCGCGGACGCAGAAUGAGUGGGCGGCGCCUAAAGACAGCGAGGCCGGCGACGCGGACCGCGCCUGCAAGCGCUCCGGGCGGGACCGCGACUGGCACCACUACAGCAAGUCCUCCGGGAACAGCCGGCGCAGUCGCCGUAGCAGCAGCCGCCGCCGUCGCCAUAGCAGCAGCAGCAGCAGCAGCCGCCGCCGACGCCACCGUCACCGUGGGCGACGCUGCAGCCCCCCCCGCCCACGCUCCCGCUCGAGGAGUCAUCGCAGGAAAAGAUCCAGGAGUUUUGAGGAUGAUGACGAGGGUCACCUGCUCUAUCACAGUGGACACAUGCUGAGAGGAAGAUAUGAGAUUAUGUGCACCUUAGGCGAGGGAGCCUUUGGGAAGGUGGUGGAAUGUCGGGACCAUUCAAAGGGCGGAGCUCGCGUGGCCGUGAAGAUCAUUAAAAAUAUCGACCGCUAUCGAGAGGCGGCCAUGUCCGAGGUGGAGGUGCUGGAGCAGAUGAACUCGGUGGACUGCGACCGGCGCUACGCCUGCGUGCGGAUGCUGGACUGGUUCGAUCACCACGGUCACGUCUGCAUCGCCUUCGAGCUGCUCGGCCUCAGCACCUACGACUUCCUGAAGGAGAACGGCUUCCUGCACUUCCCCAUGGACCAGAUCAGACACAUGGCCUACCAGAUCAUACGGGCCGUACGCUUUCUGCAUCGCAACAAGCUCACUCACACCGACCUGAAGCCUGAGAACAUCCUCUUCGUCAACUCGGACUACCACAUGGAGUACAAUUCAGACAUGAAACGGGACGAGAGGACGGUGAAGAACCCGGACGUGAAGGUGGUGGAUUUGGGGAACGCCACCUACGACCACGAUUACCACACGUCCGUGGUGUCCACACGGCACUACCGGGCCCCCGAGGUCAUCCUGGGGCUGGGGUGGGACCGGUCGUGCGAUGUGUGGAGUCUGGGCUGCAUACUCAUCGAGUAUUACCUGGGACAGACGCUCUUUCAGACCCACGACAGUAAGGAGCACCUGGCCAUGAUGGAGCGGGUGUUGGGGCCCAUCCCCCCUCACAUGCUGCAGCGGACCAAGAAGCGCCGCUACGUGCGCCAUGACAGGCUGGACUGGGACGAGCACAGCUCCUCUGGGAGAUACGUCAGGAAGCACUGCAGGCCUCUCCGGCAAUUCAUAUCGUCCAAGAGCGGCGAGCACGAGCAGCUGUUCGACCUGAUCCAGAAGAUGAUGGAGUACGAGCCGUCCAAGAGGAUCACCCUGGAGCAGGCCAUCAAGCACCCCUUCUUCCACCCGCUGAGGAAGGCCAAGAGGAAGUGACCCGCCCUCUGAAGGAGGCCAGGAGGAAGUGACCCGCUGACUCGCUGCUCUCACUGACGACUCUCCACGAGAGACUCCUACAGACUGCAUCAGUCCGCCCUGCCAAACACCCUCACCCGCUCUGCCAUUAUUUAUUCCGUCAUCUCAGGAAAUGUAAAUGUGUGCUUUGUUGUAAAAAGAAAUGUCCUUGUUUCCUGUAUUUGAAUUUUUACCUUUUGGAAAAUUGUAGAAGUUGUACAAUAAAGAUAAUGUAGUAUCAAA